CAUAGUUGCGCGGGGCUCGCCGCCGAGUUCCAUUUUAGUUGGUAGAAGGGUGUGCACCACUGAAAGUUCUUGUUUUACCCACGUACGAGUGGUCCAUCGUCUACCCCAUUCCCAAUGUACCCCGCGCACCGACAACAUUGUGUUCUGUCAACGCUGGUGAUGUUUUUUUACAUGUGCUACAAGUAAACAAUUUGUGAGACGUCAGGCAAGGCUUGCUAGUUGGUUACAAGGACAAUUUAUUGCUGCAAUAGAAAAAUACUGGACAACCCUAAUUGCCAAUGUCAAGCCAACCUUACCGAUUUCUGCCACAAAUACCAUACUUCAAACCUGGUAUAGCAUCUCCUGCUCCAGUAAUGUCUUCCCAACGUUUUUGUCUUCGAUGGAACAACCAUCAAUCCAAUUUACUUUCAGUAUUUGAUCAAUUACUACAUGAUGAGAGUUUUGUAGACGUAACUCUUGCUGUUGAAGGACAGUUGCUCAAAGCCCAUAAAAUGGUAUUAUCAGCAUGCAGUCCAUACUUUCAAGCACUGUUUAUGAAUCAUCCUGACAAACAUCCUAUUGUGAUAUUAAAAGAUGUCCCUUAUAAUGAUAUGAAGUGUUUGCUUGACUUCAUGUAUAGGGGUGAAGUUAGUGUUGACCAAGAUAGACUUACAGCAUUUUUAAGAGUGGCAGAAAGUCUUAAAAUAAAAGGGUUAACCGAAGUAAAUGAAGAAAAAUGUGAUAGUAUAGCUUCCUCUCUCACCCAACAAAAUUUACACAAUUUGCCAAAUUUACAAAGAUUGCAACAAACCAAAAGGUUUGGAAAUAGUUUAAAUAUGUUAAGCAAUGCGUUACUACAACCUAAAAGGAAAAGAGGCAGGCCUCGGAAACUUUCUGGAUGUUCAAAUGGACCAGAUGAUUAUGACAAGGACAUUGUUCAAGGUAGCCCGGAGAUGUUAGAAGUUAAGAUGGGAAUGGAUAAUUUCACAGGGAAUAAUUCUGACACGAGUGUGAAAAAUGAAGUUGAAGCAGACGAUGACAAGUUAAAAGACGAAGCAGAUCCAGUGCCUGGAUCAUCAAAUGACCAGACACCAAAGUAUAACCAUCACGAUCACGACGACUUUCAUCCUUCAGAAUUGCUGUCCCAAAAAUUACUGAUACCGAAAACAGAGUUGGCAGAUAACGCAGAAAGUUCAAAUUCAGAACAAUCAAAUCAGCGCCCAGCAACUCCUGCGUCCUCUCGUAUUAGCACUCCAGACAAUAUUAUAAAUAAUAACAAUAUCAUGACACCUUCAACUAGUGCAGUAACACCGAUACCAAAUAUGUCGAAUCUACCGCAGAAUUUCCAAAACGCCAUGUCAGCACCUUCAGGUAGGCAACCGACAAAACGCAGAGUCAGGCGUAGAGCGACAUCUCAGAGUCAAGAUCCCGCAGAAGCUCUCACGGAAAUGUCAGUAAGAGGAUUGAAUUUGUUCAGAUACGCCUCCAUAAACGAAGGAGUGUAUCAGUGCACCGAGUGUGCAAAAGUCGAUGUUCAAAAAACGUUUAAGAAUAAGUACAGUUUUCAACGACAUGCUUUCUUAUAUCACGAAGGACACCAAAGAAAAGUGUUUCCAUGUCCCGUUUGCCAGAAAGAAUUCUCGAGGCCUGAUAAAAUGAAGAACCACAUGAAAACAGUCCACGACUGCUUCAUGCCCAAAGAUGUAGUUUUUCCCCCCAUGGGAUUUUUUCCCGCCUUGUAAGCAAAUAACAGAGGAAUUGAUUUCGUACUUGGUGCUUCUUUGAAAAAUUGAGCAAUUUUAUUUAAUCAGACAAAGUACAAUUUUUAAAACAUGUGAUUAACCUCUUAUGGUUAAAAAUAACCUGAAAGGUUCUUUUAAUUUUUAUUUUUCCAACUGCUAAGCAGUGACUAAUCCAAAAUAAUUUUCAACAAUAACGUACUAGUUUGUUACAAGAUUUUUAGUUUUUUUUUCAGGUUGGAUAGUUUUAGGGGUUUUGCAAAUACUUUUAGAAUAAUCUUUAAUUUAGUAAAACUUGUUUAUAACAAACUUUUUUUAAGUAACAAUUGUAGAGAUGUUUAUAUAGAGAAUAAUUUUAAACUAUUGACUGCACAAAGUAGACAAUAUAAUAUUAUAUUUUAUAUAUAGAUAUAUAAAAUGGCCGCAGGCACACACAAAUAUAUUAUAAAUGUAUAUUGUACCAGUCCUAACAACUUUCGGUUCGGACGGUAUUCGAAAUAUUAAAAAAUGGGUGAAUUGUUAAAAACGAAAGAACAUAAGAACAAAUAAUAUUAAAAAGUUAUGUGAAAAAUGUAGACAAUUUAUAUUAAGUAAAUUAUAUAUGAUUGCCGACAUCCGUCGCGGAGAUGGCAUUUGAAGAAGAAUAUAUUAACACGAGAUAACAUUAUUUUUGCUGGAAUAAUGGUUACGUCGUCUACUUCUUCAAGUGCUAUAUCCGUUAGUUAAUGGAGAUUUCCAUCUUUUGCGGUUUUUAGUAUUGAAUGUGGAUCCGUACAUGUUCAAUCUGUUACACUUUGUUAGCCACAAUUUCUUUUCUUUUUUCCCUCAAUAGUUCUUCCGUUGUGCGACUGUGGAAGUUUUAAUCCUUCCACCUUUAUGGUGGAGGUUGUGAGGACUUUUUUCAUUAAUUGAAAGGAGAUGUUGCAUUCUAUAUUCGAGCUCAUUUCAACAUCAAUGUCAAGAUUGUGUGUUAUCCAGAAGGCAAGGAAUUGAAACUUGGAUAUGAACUGUGAUUUUUAUGUAUAGGAUUAUUGUGAGCGAGGACCAUGAAUUGUAUGCAUGUUUUUAUUUUUGGUCCAUUUCUGUGGCCUCCUCUUAUAGCAUUCAUUAUUUCUUGCAAGUCUAUACUUUCAGCUAUAAUAACUGUGUCAUAUGUGCACUUUAAGUUGCACAUACAAGCUGCUCUGCUAGCAUUGUUAAAUUGGUGAAUGAAAGAGUCCCAGAUUUAGCUGAUUUUUGAUUUUAAUGUCAGAAUUGUAUCAUAUGAGUACAUACUAUUGGACUAUUCCUCACCCCUUAUGUUAUAUGUUUCAAGAAUCUUAAAGCUCAGUUUAUUUAUUGUUCUCCCCACAACACUACAUCAUGCUGGAAGGCUACAUUUUUUUUUGUUUUCGUUGUGUGUUGUGUGAAAUAGUUGUUAAAAUACCAACCUUUGUUUUCUAUUUUUGGACUUAGCCUUCCCUUCUAAAGUUGUUUAGACAAUUUUUUUCAUGCUGGUCAGAUAGUUGGAAAAAUUAUUGGGAAAUACAGUUUCAUAAUUUUCAAAGUUAGUAUAUAACUAAAAUAGUGCUAUUAGGACUAUAUUUUCCUGCCAGAGCUUAUCAUUGUUGCUAACAUAUUUUCUAACCAUGUCAUAUAUUAGGAUCUAUUUACAGUAACUUGAUUUUAGAUUUUAAGUAAAUCAUUUUUUGAAAAUUUCUACUGAAGCUUUUUUGUUUUGCAUUUCGUACAUCGUCCGAAUAUUGUUUUUAGGGCUAAUAGUUGAUUUUAUCAAAUAUUUAGUUUAGGUGUUGGGACAAUGAGAAACAAUAAUAGUUUUAAAAUCUAUUUUACUUCGCCAUUGUGAAUCUUAUAUUUAUUCUAAUGCUGUAAGCUUAUCUUAAUAAGUUUUUUCUUAGCAAUUUGACAUAUCCCUAACUUUAUAGACUUAUACAUUUUACUGAAACAAUGCUGGUACUUACAUUUUUUGUAAAUACUCGAAUACAUAGAAACUUCCAUAAUAAAGACAAGUACAUAGACAGUAUAUUACUUCACAAAUGAAACAACCGUAUUAACUAAGUAUCUUUAAAAAGGGAACUGAAUAUUUGGUCGUUAAACGAAUCACUUUUUUCACUUAACGGUAUUAUUGUGACUUAGGCACGACUUGGUAUAUAUUCUAAAGUAAUUUUGUAAAAUUUACAAAUGCUAAUAAAUACCAAUAUACGAACAUUUUUGUAUGAACUUCUUGAUCUCUCUAAUUGGUACAAUUUAAUUGGGUUUUAUUUUAAAUAUUUUCUGUUUGUCUACAAUUUUUAAUUCUCCUAGGGCCAACACAUACAUGCGUUACAUGCAAAUGUAACGAAACUGCAACCCUCAGUAAUUUUUGAGUUUCAUUUGAGUUUACGCCAUAGACGCCUAUGAGAAACCACACAUGAUGAAACCAUUUUGACCGUUUCAAACCGACGGUUUCAAAACGCACACAGAUCAGUUUCACUUAAACCGGCGCGCGGCGUGCAAUAAACUCUCGUUUGCGUUUCAUCGGAUUUCACGUCUUUGUGGGUACAACAAAAUGGAAUAUCAACAGGAAGCAUAUCAAAUCCUACAGAAUACCCUUCUGUGAACCAAGACAUGAAUUUUGGGAACUUAAAUUUGAAUUAAAUUUAUUUUAUUUUUAAAUAAAUAAAAUAUUUAUUAAUUUAUAAUUAUAAUAUACAAUUCUAAAUAUUUUUAUUUAAUAAUUAGUAUUAUUAAAAUACUAAGUGUCAUUAUUAAACGUUCUUGAGAACUCGAACAAUCCCUCGUACUUAGUAUUGUGUCUCUGCCAUUAUUCAACAAGUUCAAGGUAUGUAGUUUUGCUCGUACGAUAACAAUCCAUGAAGAAUUCUCUAUCAAUUUCUUAUAAUUCUUUGGUAACCACAGACAUACAAUGAUAUUCUUCUCAAUGUACAAAGAGAUGUAUCCACAUAGUUCUUCUUUUACGCCUUUUUCUUUGUCGAAUAUAUAAUUACAUAACCACCACUUCUUCAUCACAUAAACAAGACAUUUUAGAGACUUCUGUUUUCACAGAAAACUGAAAUGUUUGCGAAGUUUGAGGUAGCAGCGUGUGUUGUAAAUGAUUGAAACAAGUUUCAAACUAAUAAUUUCAAAGGGUUUCGUUGCAGUUUCGUUUCACCGUAUGUGCUGGCCCUUAGUGCCAAGUGAUCUGAAUAAAUAUUUCUAAUUCAAUAACAUACCUGAAAUGUUCUGAAACUGUUUUCUUGUGGCAUAUUCAAGAAAUCAUAUUUUUAUAUGGGACUAAGCCACAGUUGAAAGGUACAUUUUAAAGGUAUUAUUUGAAAUCCAUAAGGAAAAAUUUCCUGUAGCGGGCUGUAUACCAUUAAUUACAAAAAUUGAAGAAAAAGAUCUUUAAAGGGCCACAUUAAAAACAGAACGUUUUCGCUCUAAAAAGAGCAUCAUCAGUGUUCUAAGCAAGCUCUACAUGCUAAGCCACCAAAAAUACAUGGGUUAAAACCCCUAAAAUGCCGACUAAAAGCCUUACAUUGGCGUGUUAUAUAUUAAACCCUGGCGAUGGGUGAAAUUUAAGAAAGAUAUACCUCAAAGCAUCAUAUGACUAUACCACGAGCAUUUGGAAGUUGGCUUUCACCUUUCUCUUUGUGAAGACAGGGAAAUCAACUCAACCACCCACAUGCUCGUGGUAUAGUCAUACGAUGCUUUGAGGUAUAUCUUUCUUAAAUUUCACCCAUCGCCAGGGUUUAAUAUAUAACACGCCAAUGUAAGGCUUUUAGUCGGCAUUUUAAGGGUUUUAACCCAUGUAUUUUUGGUGCCUUAGCAUGUAGAGCUUGCUUAGAACACUGAUGAUGCUCUCUGUAGGGCGAAACCGUUCUGUUUUUUAAUGUGGCCCUUUAUUGGGGUUUUCAAAUAAAUAUACCUCUUACACAGAAGAUCUUUUUCUUCAAUUUUUGUAUUAUUUGACAUUUCGAUUUCCACUCCAGAAAUUGUUUUCAAGAAAGAUUAUUUUAAAACAGUGAGCUACUGCAACCAAAGAUGCCUCAGAAGCCAAUCGCUGUAAGUCAAUUAGUGUUUAAAAUGAGAUGCUAAGCUGUUUCUGAAAGUAGUUGCAGAAAUUUAAGUAGGUAUGUAGUUACUAAAAACAAAUAAACCCUCUUUAUACAGGGUGUUAGUAAAUAAGUAUGAAACAUUUUAAAAGCUAUUUCUACAUGAAAAAUUAAUGCCAGUUUGCUCUAUAAACAUAUAUCCGCAAAUGCUUAGUUUCGGAGAUACGGGGUGUUGGAAUUUUUAUUUCAAACUGCCAAUUUAUUUAUUGCUCUAAGACCAGUUGAGCUAUGAAAAUUAAAUUUGGUGAGUUUUAGGAGGUAGUUAUUACGAAUUUUAUGACAUACAAUUAAGAAUUUUGUAUUCAUCAUUGGCGCGCCUACGGGCCAUGGUCUGAAUUAUUUUAAAGAAAAAAAUAGUACGCCACUGAGAUAUUUCGAAUUAGAAAUUAUUUUUAAAUUCCACGUCUAAUUUAUGAUAAAAAACCUUUCUUGCCUUUUUUUCAUAUGAUGCACCGUUUUUAUGCAGAAAAAUAAAACAUCUUGGCGCAUAUUUUUCAUUUCUUAAUACAUCAUCAAGAACUAUCCAAUAUAAUAAUACUAAACUAGAACAAUAACAGAAAAUAUUACUAAUACCAUUUCAACUAGGUGCAAAGCUGCAAGAAAUGUUUCAAAAUGAUCUCCUUUACAGGUAACAGAAGAAUUUUAUAUUCAUCAUUGGCGCGCGUACGGGUAAUGGUCUGAAUUUUUUGAAGAAAAAAAUAGUACGCCACUGAGAUAUGUCAAACUAAAAAUCAUUUUUAAAUUCCUCGUUCAAUUGACGACAAAAAAUCUUUCUUGCCUUUUUUUUCAUAUGCGGCGCCGUUUUUAUGCAAAAAAUUAAACAUCUUAACGUUCACAAAGUAUUUGAACUAAGUUUCUAUGCAUAUGGAAACUAGCUCAAAUACUGACUUGGUAAGCGUUAAGAUGUUUUACUUUGUUUGUAUAAAAACGGCGCCUCGUAUGAAAAAAAGGAAAGAAAGAUUUUUUGUCGUAAAUUGAACGAGCAAUUCAAAAAUGAUUUUUAGUUUGACAUAUCUCAGUGGCGUACUAUUUUUUUUCUUCAAAAAAUUCAGACCAUUACCCCUUACGCGCGACAAUGAUGAAUAUAAAAUUCUUCUGUUAUCUGUAAAGGAGAUCAUUUUAAACAUUUCUUGCAGCUUUGCACCUAGUUGAAAUCUUGUUAGUAAUAUUUUCUGUUAUUGUUCUAGUUUAGUAUUAUUAUAUUGGAUAGUUCUUGAUGAUGUAUUAAGAAAUGAAAAAUACGCGCCAAGAUGUUUUAUUUUUCUGCAUAAAAACGGUGCCUCAUAUGAAAAAAAGGCAAGAAAGGUUUUUUAUCAUAAAUUAGACGUGGAAUUUAAAAAUAAUUUUUAAUUCGAAAUAUCUCAGUGGCGUACUAUUUUUUUCUUUAAAAAAAUUCAGACCAUUGCCCGUAGGCGCGCCAAUGAUGCAUACAAACUUCUAAAUUGUAUGUCAAAAAAUUUGUAAUAACUACCUCCUAAAACUCACCAAAUUUAAUUUUCAUAGCUCAACUGGUCUUAGAGCAAUAAAUAAAUUGGCAGUUUGAAAUAAAAAUUUCAACACACCGUAUCUCCGAAACUAAGCAUUUGCGGACAUAUGUUUAUAGAGCAAACUGGUAUUAAUUUUUCAUGUAGAAUUAGCCCUUAAAAUUUUUCAUCUUUAUUUACUAACACCCGUAUAUCAUAAUAUGGGUAAUAUCUUCAUAAAUACAAACAAGGAAAUUAUAAUAUUAUUAUAUAAAAUAAUAUGUGCUACAUCUCAUAAGUCAUUUUUAGGGAGAAUGUGACUUACACCGUUUGACUUCUGAAGCAUUCAGUUAUUUGGUGGUUAUUGUUUUCCAAAUUGACGGGUGACUUACUUGGCUUCGGUCUUGUAGGCAAAUUACCACACUGGGGUACUGGCAUGUUGUGGCCCGAAACGAAGCAAGAUAUCAACAAAUCGCAGGCAUUUUGUAGAUAAAUUCGGUACAAUUUCGGACCGACAUAAUCGCGAAUAGCAUGCCAUCACAGUAGUAAAAUACACUAGUAGUUGAUAUGCAAUGACAUGUAGUUUAAGAUCAAAAAACAAAAUCAUAUGGAGAACCAUUGAGCAAAUUUUGAUCAAGAAAUAAGCGUGGUCGGUAACAAGACGAAAUGGAAGAGGAAGAGGAUUCGACGAAAGGAAGCAAAAGUCUAACAUAAUAAAGCUGUUAGCAUGAAAAAGCCACCUUUGAGGUCUUUUAUACCAAUAUUUUGUUGAUGACGAAAGAGGAAAAUUCAAAUUUUUCUCUCAAAGAACUCAAAAGUUCAAAAAAUGUCAGGAACAUACCAAACUAAUACAUUCUAAUCAAUUUAAAAAUUAUUUUUGUUCGUAAUUUGUAUGUUCCAUUUGAAUACGUCAUCAUUUUUCAACAUAUCCAAAUUUUUGGGUUACAAUACAGAUUUUACUUUUAUAUCAGAUCUUUUAUUAUCUAGUUAUUUUAAUAGAUUUAAAAAUUUUAAGAUAAUUCCUCAAGGAACUUUUAAAAAGUUCAGAAAAGCUCAAAAUAUAUUCUUCUAAAAAAAUUUCUUAUCAAUAUUUUCUAUUCCAUUUAGUUUAAUAUGUUUGUUUUUUUAUUGAAGCUACUGUUUAUGGGAACAUAAAGACUGAAUCACAUUGAUUCUUCAUAAUUUUUCUAUCUUGGAAAACAAAUUUUCAUAUAAUAUGAAAAUUUUUAUUUUCGAAAUUUUAACUUAAUCAUAAUAUUGACCCACUGUUUCUAGGCCUAUGCAAUCGCAAUGAUGCACUGUAGUAAGCACAAAUCUUGAGAUGAAUUGACCCAGAUUCAGUUUGGUAAAAAAUUUCUAUCAACAGUAAGACAUGAAAAGAUUUUGUGAUAUGUUGUAGUAUUAAACUAGACAGCUAAAUGGUGUUUGGAAGACAAUAAAUUUUGACAGAUUGCGUUUGCAGUGAUUUGUUGUUUCAGUAAAAUAUUGUUAUAAUGUAUAUUGCAAGGCAAUGUGCCUUAAUGCGUACAAACUUAGAUAUAUAAUAUCUAAUAUAAUCCGUUUCUGGUCAUAGAAGCUGUAGCAUAAUAUAUCCCAGAUAUACAGGUCAAAUUAAGAUUUGAAAUUAAAAGGCCGUCCGCACAUGAAGCUAAUAACAAUAAACCAGUUGUAAACUUUAGUUACCCACCAGUUGCUUAUUACUUACUAUCUAUUUAACACAGCGCCACUAGUUAAUAACCGAUCUGUAAUACGUCAUGUCAGUAAUCAGUCGCCUCCGGCUGGACGUGCUGGUCGCUUAGCGACUAGUUUCAAGUUUGUUUUGAUAUUAAGAGGAAACAGUAGCGAUCAACAGGUAGCAAAAACGCGUUCCAAGAUUGCGGCUGUAAUUUUGAAUAUUUUUUCGAGAUAUUUGGCACACGUAUUCGUAAUAUAAUAAAGAAUGGCGGUACAGAGCCCAAUUUGAAAAAUAUAUUAAUAUGUGGAAAUUACUUUGUAAUUAAAUACAAUAUUAAAAAAACGAGCCUGUACCGCCAUUAAGAAGAACAAAAAAAUACACUUCAAAUAAACUUUUUUAUCCGAUCCCUAGAUUUUGUGUCAUUUUGGAACUACUAAAAUUUUUUAUUUCAUUAGUAGUGUCAAAAUGACACAAAAUCUAGGCAUCGGAUAAAAAAGUUUAUUUAAAGAAAGUGUAUUUUUUUGUUCUUCUUAAUGGCGGUACAGGCUCGUUUUUUAAUGUUGUAUUUAAUUACAGAGUAAUUUCCACAUAUUAAUAUAUUUUUCAAAUUGGGCUCUGUACCGCCAUUCUUUAUUAUAUUACGAAUACGUGUGCCAAAUAUCUCGAAAAAUAUUCAAAAUUACAGCCGCAAUCUUGGAACGCGUUUUCGCUACCUGUUGAUCGCUACUGUAUCCUUUUAAUAUUUAAUUAGUUAAAAUUACCACGCGAAAUGGCGAAACUGACAAAAUAGUCCUUGAACAUAAAAUUAGUACAAGAAAUGGAAAACAUCUGUGCGUACAUAACUAUACCUUGAAUGAAUAUUCGCGCAAAGAAAUCACCGAAGAACAAACAUCAUCUCUAAACAAAGAUGUUGAAUCAAGGCCGGUCCAGUCUCUGAUAUUUCUAAGCCAUGAAAUCUGGCGCCUACCGGGAACCCGUUUGGCGACGAAAAACAAGCAAUUGUACUAAAUAUUUAUGUGAUUCUUUUGACAUCCUAUAAAACGCAAGAAACUUAGCAUCAAUAUUUUGCAGCAACAAACGCUCUGCAUUUUAUAUUGUAUAUAUGUAGGGGUGAACCCAAACCCUCCCUUUUUCUGCUUUUUGCGUCGUCUGUUAUAAUAAUAAAGAAUAAUAUCUUCCAUUGGUUCCCAUUGUUUUCAAUCUGGUGUGACGUAGAAUAAUAUUUGUAAUGUUGUUUUAUGUGCUAUUAGAUUGAAAACUUAGUCUUUUGCUAGCAUUUGCCGCUAAGGCAUCCCUGCCAUUUCUUUCGUUGCAAUCCGAAACUGCACGCCGGGGUUUGUGCUGGUUGGGUCAGAGAUAGCAGCAUAUGUGCCUCCUGAUGAAAGACUAAUAAGUUUCGAAACCGGUAGAGGUGCUUGCUGAACUCUCUGAUUGAACUAGAAUAUGAUGCGCCUGUAGUUUCGUGUUGCAACGAAAUUGAAAAUGGUUAUUCAUUUUUGAAUAAUAUCUUUAUCACUUGAAUCACUGGACAUUUUUAACGCGAUAAUAACAAUCAAUGAUAUUUAAUAAAGGUUUAAAAUUUAAACACCUUAGUCAAUAACAAAGCAGUAAUCGAGAAAUGACUCGUUUUCAUUAAUAUUCAGUUGUGUAUUGUGCGAUUCAUAGUUGGUAACCAGUUGGUAAUUGUAGUUUCCAACUAGUUUAGUUUCUUUUUAGUAGCUUCAUGUGCGGACGGUAUAAGUAUCUAAUAAUAAGAAUUAUUGUAGUGAGGUCUCUUGAUUUACUUUUGAGAGUCAGUAAGCAUUAGGUCAGCAUUACUGGUAAAAUUACAAUAUAGCUAUAUCAUGUCUGUUUAAAGUUUAUGAAAAAAUCUAAUUUAACGCGCUAGAUAUAACUAUAUGACAGGUCACGGUGUUGGUAAUAUACCAAUCUGAUGUUGAUCAGCAUUUUCCAUGUGGACUACUACAGAAGAGGAAGAACCGAACAACAUAUUGCAUUAUUGAAAAUCAUAUGUCGCUUAUCUAUGCAGCAUCGUAUAGAUUUGUGUAAUAUUCUUGUAGACUACAUAAUAUGUAUCCUCUUCUAUAUCAAUCAGUGACAGCUUUUGAAGUUGUCCUUUUCUAUUUUUAUUUUGACAAAAAAUAGCUAUUUGUAUAACAAGGGAGGAAAGUGUUGCUUUUCCCCCCGAAAAUGAAGUUUAUUGCCCGACGCGUAGCGCAGGGCAGUUAUCAUUCGAGGGAGGAAAAGGCACUUUACUCCCAUGUUAUCAUGAUUUUUCCACCUUCCUCAAAUAACAAGUCAUUUUUUCAUUUUUAAAUAAUUUAUUUAUGUAACUAACAAAAUUAAUUAGAGAACUAAAACUAACACGUAGGUACAGUAGAACUGUCAACUGUCAAAUAUAAGUCAAAUUAUUAUUAAUGUAAACAUUGUUAAAUUAAAAUAACAAUUUACUGUUUUUUUACAUUCUGCAAAAUAUAGAGUGUUCCAUAAAUAAACGUUAAAAUGUACAGGGUGAGGCAGAUAAAGGGCCUAUUAGAAAUAUCUCGAGAACUAAAGGUAACAGACUCAUGAAAAUUGGCACGAAGGGGUUUUGAAGGGGUUCUCAUCUAUUUGCUACUUCCGGUUAUACCGGAAGUUGCCUAUAACUUCGUUUUUUUAAAUGGGACACCCUAUAUAUUUUUACAUUUUUGGAUUCUACUUGAAGUCUUAUUUCUUAAAAUAUGAGGUUUUGAAUUGUUAUACAGGGUAGUUUAAAAGAUUACGUUCUUUUAUUAAUUUCGUAGCAAUUUUCACACCCUGUAGAAUUAAAGUAGUUUGACAUUAAAAACUUUAUCUAUGUUCAAAUGAUUUUUAAUAUAGUCUACUAUUGUCAGAAAUUAUUAGUAUAGCUAAUUGUUGAAUUUUAGUAUACAGGGUUGGUCGAAACUCGGAAUGAGUAUUUUCUGAGUUUUCUUAAAUGGAACACCCUGUAUUUUACUAUUGUAUUGAAAUGAUAUUUUAUGGUACUUUUUUAUUUCUUAAGCAUUCCCUAUACCUAACUGCUUUAAUUUGUGCUUAAUUGUUAAUCGCACCAAGAAUCUUAACUACGUAAGUAUUUUGACAGGUCAACCAUUAUCGGGAAUUUUAACGAUCAAUCUAGAUAAAUAUGUAUUUAUUUCCGAAAAAUUAUUUGUGACUGAAUAUUUUCAAGGCCAACCUAAUAAAAUUUCACUUAUUUUUUGUUCCAAUUAAUGUUUGGCUUGAAUCACCAAUAACUCACAAAUUAAAACAGUUAGGUAUAGGGAAUGCUUAUAAAAUGAAAAAGUACCAUAAAAUAUCAUUUCAUUACAAUACUAAAAUACAGGAUGUUCCAUUUAAGAAAAUUCAGAAAAUAUUCAUUCCGUGUUUUGACCAACCCUGUAUACUAAAAUUCAAUAUAUAGAUAUACUAAUAAUGUUUAACAAUGGUAGACUAUAUUAAAAAUCAUAUGAACGUAAAUAGAGUUUUUGAUGUCAAAGUACUAUAAUUCUACAGGGUGUGAAAUCUGAUACGAAAUUAAUAAAUACACGUAAUUAUCUUUUAAACUACCCUGUAUAAUAAUAUAAAACCUCAUAUAUUAAGAAAGGACACAUCGAGGAAAAUCCAAAAAUGUAAAAAUAUAUAGGGUGUCCCAUUUAAAAAAACGAAGUUAUGAGCAACUUCCGGUAUAACCGGAAGUGGAAAAUAUAUGAAAAUAUUUUCAUUAAAUAGAUCACUCUUCAAAACCCCUUCAUUCCAAUUUUCAUGAUUCUGUUGCCUUUAGUUCUCGAGAUAUGUCUAAUAGGCCCUUUAUCUGCCUCACCCUAUAUAGAUAUUUACGUAAUAGAUAAUAUAAUAUUAUAUAGGGCGUCAAUAAGUUAUUUCAUCAAUGACAUAUCAUACUUUACUUUUACUCCCUAGGGAGGAAAAGUACGACUUUGCUCCCUACAAUCAGGUCCGGAAAAUUAUACUUUCGGUAGAGGUAGGUGAAAAUAGCUAUUUGUAUAACAAGGGAGGAAAGUGCUACUUUUCCUCCCAAGAAUGAAGUUUACUGCCCGACGCGUAGCGGAGGGCAGUAAUCAUUCAAGGGAGGAAAAGGCACUUUACUCCCAUGUUAUACAUAUAGUUUUUUCACCUUAUUUGUGUAUCUAACCAACAAAAUUUAUUAGAACUAAAACUAACAAGUAGGUACAAUAUAACUGUCAACUGUCAAAUAUAAGUCAAAUUAGUAAUGUAAACAUUGUUAAAUCAGAAUAACAAUUUACUGUUUUUUACCAUUCUGCAAAAUACAAAGUGUUGUUAAAUAAACGUUAAACUGUAUAGAUACUUACGUAAUAGAAAAUAGAUAUUGUACAGUCAAUAAGUUAUAUUUCACGAAUGAAAUACCAUGACGUCACUUUUACUUUUCCUCCCUAGGGAGGAAAAGCACAUCUUUGCUCCCUACAAUCAGGUCCGGAAAAGUAUACUUUCGGUAGAGGUAGGUGGAAAAAUAUUUAUUUGCUCCUUAAUCUUACAGUAACGAAACAGGAAAUGAAAUGCGUUUUUGGUUACAUUUUCUCAGUUUAUGACAUUUCAUAUUAAUGUAAAAGUAUAAGUUCAAAAAUUAAACCCCUUUAUAGAAUUGAAAACUUUCCUUUAUUAUGUCACAUAACUUCCCUGCACAUCAUGACAAUUUAAAUAGCUAUGAUCUGUGAGGAGGAAACUUAAAUACCCCCUUGGUAGCGAACGGGUUAACCUAAGGACAAUGGAAUCUUAUAGUUUCUCGGUAUAGCGAUACACAUAUCUGCAUAAUCGUCGUUGUGGAACCAAACUGACGAGAUGCCAUCGUGUUGAUGCUUGUCUUUGUUGUCUCUGAAUGUGCAUGUCUGCCUAUUGAUACAUUAUUUACAUUAACACGACUCCAGAAAAUACACAUCACAAGUCUUGGACCAGAAUUUCUCGAAAGAAACAAUUGUCUUGUUUGUAGAAUUCACUAAGUUCUUUGUAUAAGAACACAUUAUAUGAAAAUGAAAGCCGAUGAACAACUGGUCGCAUUUUGUAAACCUGGAUAUCCACAAUCAAAUAAGGAGUUUAUUCAUUUUCCUGUAUGAGUUAUAUUUAUAGAAGACAAUAAUUACACAAAGUAUUACAAUUCAAUAAAAAUGGCUAGGGUUAUGUUUAGGAUAUCUAUCGCAGUGUAUGUAUGGAAAACCGAUUUCAGACUUUAUUGUCACGAUGCAGCAUCCUGAUACAAAUCUCAAAGUCUGUAGGAAUCUUUAUUGUGUCUGCUUUGCUAGAAAGUCUACUAUACAAUUUCAUGUUUUCAUCCUGCUUUGCAGUUUUAUUCAUUAAUUAUGCAGACUUUCUAAGUUUGAUAUGAGUGUGUUGUUUUGUAUCUUAUGUAACACAGUAUGUAGAGCAUAUAAAGUCGGUUGGUUCCAGUAUUCUUUCCAGUUAAACAUAAAUUAACAUACGCUACAUUUAUUUUCCACGGAAGUUGUCCUGGUCGGAGCUGUCUUUGAUUCUUUUGUCUCUACUACAUCAAUUGAAAAAAACUAAAUCACCAAUGUUUAAAAUUAAUCUACCUACAGCUAUAGGAUCAGUAUGGAUGGAAAACAAAACAAAUUAUGCAAUAGAUUAGAAUCACUGUGUGAUAGUUUUUGUUUUUAUUAUUUUUUUUGUUUAACGUUUGUUAGGCCAAGGCCAGUUUUCAUCAAUGUUCUUCCAUAUAAGAUUGUAACUGCACAUUUUAUAAAAGUAGUUGCAAUCUUUAUUAGUAAGAAUAAUGUAUCCUAAGUGCAAUUAAUAUAGAAAUUUAUAUACUAACGUUAUUAGUAAUAAGUUGAAGAAUAUAAUAUGUAAUUUUUUAGCAAAAUUUGAAUUUGCUUUUGUAUUAUCUCAUAUUAUAAAUAUCCUAUUUCAAUAAGAUUAUAAUAUGUAUAUGAUUAAAAAUUACAAAGGAAAAACAAUUUACUUUUGAAUUCUUUUUGUACACUUUCACAUACAUAUACGCCUUUUAAUAAAUAUAAUCUUAUUAAAACUAGGACUUACUAUUUAAUUUUCUGUCGAUACAAUUAGUUGUUAAUCGAGCUGUAAUUUUAUGUUCUUGUGAUCACAAAAUAAAUUAUCGUUAUUUCUUUUCGUAUUAAUUUUUCGUUUAUGCUUUAAUAAUAUACUGAUAGUGACUUUUCAUAUUUGAAUAAUAUUUGUUUUAUAUUUAUCUUCGUUAUUCUAUUUUUAGUAACGCUGGUGCAGAUGUAUCUUGAAUGUAUCAAUCACUAUGUUUCAGAUUUGUUUGAAAAAUGUAAUUUUCUUUAUUAAUAAAUCUACCUCUAAUAAAUAUAUUAAUCCAUU
Molecule: messenger RNA, 15280 nt
Organism: Diabrotica virgifera virgifera (western corn rootworm)
Lineage: Eukaryota; Metazoa; Arthropoda; Insecta; Coleoptera; Chrysomelidae
Gene: Ttk
Product: protein tramtrack, alpha isoform-like
Exons: 3
Coding region: 279-1721 (480 amino acids)
Biological process (GO): regulation of transcription by RNA polymerase II
Cellular component (GO): nucleus
Molecular function (GO): protein binding
Source: RefSeq, a predicted model, not a curated record